AUGAUAGAAGCAGUGAUGGAUUAUUUUGAUAAAGAUGAGUUAGACUUGAAAAAGCUUUUAUCGGUAACUACUGACGGUGCGCCAGCAAUAGUUGGGAGUAAAAAAGAACUAGUUCACCUGAUGAGUAGCAAUGCAAGAUGUAAUGAAAAUUUGAUUUCCUACCACUGUAUUAUUCACCAAACUGUGCUUUGCUGCAAACUCAAACAUCAUUUUGAGCGUAUUAUGCAAGAAGUGAUGAAAAAAAUGAAUUUUCUUCGUGCGAAAUCAUCACUGCAGCAUCGUGAAUUGAAAUCAUUUCUUGAAGAAUAUAAUGCACAAUGUGACGAUCUACUGUUGCAUAAUAAUGUGAGAUGGUUAAGCAAAGGCUGCGUUUUAGAAAUAUUCUUCAGCAUUUUAGAACACUUGAAAACAUAUCUUUUUAAUAGUGAUCAGACUUCAGCAAACGUCUACUUAAGUUUUUUAAACGACAAAGAAAAUGUAGCUGCCAUUGCUUUCUUGACGGAUAUUUUUAAACAUAUCAAUGACCUGAACCUUAAACUUCAAGGCAAGGGAAAGCUUGUAUGGGAGCUCAUGGCAGGAGUAAAAAGUUUUUCGCGAAAACUUGACCUCUUUAUUAAUGAUCUUGGUAAUAAAUGCUUACACUUCCCCAAUUUAAAUAAAAUAAUCAGCAGGGACAACGAGAUUGACGUCGGGCAAUACAAGACGUUCAUUACGGAUCUUAAAUUGGAAUUUAAAAACAGGUUCGCAGAUUUUGAGAAAAUUGCGAAUGUUGUAGAAAUCCUCAGCAGCAUUUACUUUUCGCAUCCCGAUGGUGAAUGGAGCAACGAAGCUGCAAUUGUUUUCGGGAGUGAUAAAGCUACUCUGCAGAUGGAAAUGAUCGAUUUCCAAGAAAAUACAGUUUUACAACACAAAUAUGCGGAAGUUUCCAGUGAAGAGUUCUGGAUAAAAUUUGUGUGUGGUAAUAAAUAUCCAGAACUACAAAAAUUAGCUUUCAAACCACUGACUUUGUUUGGGUCAACAUAUAUUUGUGAAGCAGCAUUUUCGAAGAUGAACUUCAUUAAGAAUAAAUUUCGAUCUCGACUUACUAAUGAACAUCUCCAGGAUUUAAUGUUAAUAGCUUGCACCAAUUCUACUCCAAACUUCAGACAGAUAGUGUCUCAGUUCACGUGGCUGGGUAAUGAAAAGUACGCAAAAUUUGGGGACACGAGAGUUUCGAACGUUUUCUACGGUAUGCGCAUAUUGCUUUUCAUUGGUUAA
Messenger RNA from Diprion similis, 1257 nucleotides. RefSeq names its product general transcription factor II-I repeat domain-containing protein 2B-like. Gene Ontology annotation, molecular function: protein dimerization activity. Lineage: Eukaryota; Metazoa; Arthropoda; Insecta; Hymenoptera; Diprionidae. The transcript has a single exon. The record is from RefSeq and is a predicted model, not a curated record. The coding region runs from base 1 to 1257 and encodes 418 amino acids.